This is a messenger RNA of Chaetomium fimeti, 987 nucleotides long. Its product is annotated as ACT domain-containing protein. The record is from RefSeq and is a predicted model, not a curated record. The annotation marks the transcript as partial. The transcript has 3 exons. NCBI's taxonomy places the organism in Eukaryota, Fungi, Ascomycota, Sordariomycetes, Sordariales, Chaetomiaceae.
AUGACCGCGCAGGUCUCGUUCCUGGAAGGCACCUUAAGCCUGAUCCACAUCCCUCUCGACCUCUACCCCAGCCUCCUCCAGCCUAUCCUCAAGGUCCUCCUCCCACCCAGCCAGGAUCCCAGCCAGAGCACGGUGGAUAUUCUAACCGUUGAGGGUCACGGUCAUGGCUUCCUCAACAUCAGCGUCACGCCAAUUGAGUGUUCCAUCGUGUGCAACUCAGCUUGGGCGAAAUCUGUCUUCGAGCCUGCCAUCAAGCGCUUGCCCGAGAGCCAGGCCAAGGCGGUUGCCAUCUCCAAGGACACGUACAUGGCGCUGAGCGUGUACGGGUCGGGCAUGGACGCGGGGUCGCGGGUUGCAGACCUGACGUCGCCGCUGGCCCUGGCCAAUAUCUCCAUCUUCUUCAUCACGACAUAUUACUCCGACUUCAUCCUCGUGCCAACCAAGGACCGGCAGUCCGUCGUCGAGACCCUCCUCGCGCGAGAAUUUGUCUUCUCCGACGACGACGGCCAAGGCUCUCCCACAACAGCAACAGCAACAGCAACCCGCCACCAGCAGCCCGGCACCCACACCCGCACACCAUCCACCCAGCAAACCAGCGACCCCGCCACCGUCUCGGCCCUCCAGCAACGCACCUUCGCCCUCCUCCAGAAGCGGCACAUCACCCCACACAUCGAGCCGGGCCUGACCCUCGUCCAAUGCAGCGGCAUCCGCGGCGCCGUCACCCCCUCCCACCAACCCACCUCCUCCCUCUCCCGCGGCACCCGCGCCCCGCAACCCCCGCAACUCCGCACCACUACCAACGGCGGCGGCCGAACCUCCUCCGCCACCGGUCCUACGGCCAAAGGGCCCGCCUGGGUCGACACAAUCGACACCAAGCUCUACACCAGCACCGUCGCCGCGCUCGCCGCCUCCCCGCGCUUCCUCAGCAUCACUCUCACGCCCGACGACCCCCCCGCACUGCUAAUCGACCGGGCAUUGCUAGGGCUG